GAGCACGCUCUACCCUAUCCCAACAUAGUUACAGCCGCUCCGUAUCAAAAUUUCUGAACCCCAAUGAUAACUUCUAUUUUCACGCGCUCAGAAAUCGUGUUUGUUAAUUUUUGAACAAAAAAAAAAAAAGUUACCAUCUAAACAAUCGGAGAGUGUAAUCUACCCUAGCUAACCGCGAGUGAUAAUAGUACAGUACGCCUUCACGACCUGAACAAAUAUCCAAAGUGUAUGCAAACGACGUUUGUUUUUCGCUCCCUCCAGUUUCCUGCCCCAGUCUCCAUGGAGUCCCCAAAACCCUGCGGCACCUCAAACCCUUUCCUUUCCCUCUCUACUUUCAUCCACCAGCACUGCCUCCGAAUUGGUUCCGAGUUCACCAACCGACUCGAAGACACCAAACGCUUCGCCGGAAACCUAGCCGGGAAUUGGCCGCCGGCGGUCACCAGGCGUUUACGUCUGCCUCGGCCUCCUCCAGCCUUCGCAUCUCUGGUUCAGCCCAAGCACGCGUUGGCCGCCACUCUGAGCUCCGACCACGUCGCCAAGACUUUAGCCGGCACGGCUGUCUACACUGUUAGCAAUUCGAACAAUGAGUUCGUGCUUAUUUCUGAUCCCAAUGGAGCUAAGUCGAUUGGAUUACUCUGUUUUCGUCAGGAGGAUGCCGAAGCCUUUCUUGCUCAAGUCCGGUCAAGGAAAAGAGAAUUGCGAAGUCAGGCUAAGGUUGUUCCCAUUACUCUCGACCAGGUAUAUAUGUUGAAGGUUGAAGGAAUUGCAUUCCGAUUUUUGCCUGAUCCAGUCCAAAUAAAAAAUGCACUAGAGCUCAAAGCCACUGAUAUCAGAAGUGGAUUUGAUGGAGUUCCUGUUUUUCAGUCGGACCUACUGGUUGCGAAGAAGAAGAACAAGCGUUAUUGCCCCAUAUAUUUUACAAAGGAAGAUAUAGAAAAAGAAUUGUCGAAGGUCUCUAGGGCAUCGAAAGGACCAGGGGUUUCUCAAAAUAUUAUGGUUGGUAGUCUAGAAGAUGUUUUGAGAAAAAUGGAGAGGAGUGAAAAGAACUUGGGCUGGGAAGAUCUGAUUUUUGUUCCACCGGGCAAAAGUUUCUCUCAACACAUUCAAGAUGUGAUUAAAGCUUGAAGCGAUGGAGCAUUGAGUUCAACUGACCAUAGCAAAGAGCAUUUCGUGUGACACGUUAUUGUAGGAUUUCUGGGGUUUCUGAAAAUGGGCCCAAGAUUGGUGUACCACCCAAAACUGGUCGUCUUUUGCGAAAUGGAUCGGACUGGUGGAAGCCCAGUUGUUUGAAAGGAAGCAGAUGAAAGUAAGCCCAAAAGCCUAAGUAAGUAGGGAGGGACCCACUCUCAGUUGGUCUAAUUGUAAGAGGUUGACAGAAAUUGGAGUUGUGAUAGUUUACCAUACCAUCUAUCGGCUGCUAUUGUCGUGUAAAACAUGCCGUCUAAUUAUUCUGGAUUCGGAAAUCCAACCUAAAAUAAUUUUUUAUAAUGAAACGGCGAAUGAUGACUGAUUAUGAAAAGGAGAAAAUUAUUAAGAUA
Ziziphus jujuba (common jujube) is the source of this 1538-nucleotide messenger RNA. RefSeq names its product protein TIC 22, chloroplastic. Gene Ontology annotation, biological process: protein transport. The transcript is spliced from 8 exons. The record is from RefSeq and is a predicted model, not a curated record. Gene Ontology annotation, cellular component: chloroplast. Lineage: Eukaryota; Viridiplantae; Streptophyta; Magnoliopsida; Rosales; Rhamnaceae. Bases 229 to 1125 code for a protein of 298 amino acids.